AAAUAAAAUUUCUCUUACUUUUCUUCAAUUUAAAAACACCUCUCAAAAAAAAAAAAUAAACAAAAAUAAAAACACCUCUCUAGACUACAUGAAAGUUUUACAAAAGGAAGCCAAGUUUGGCCUGGGGAAUAGACCCAAAAUAUGCCAGUACCCACAAUCCCUUCCAUAUUACUGUGCCUAUAUUCCUGGAUUCCCAAAAGAUUAGGAAUCACUGGCCUAAGGUUUCCAAAGUCAAGGUAGAUCCCUUUCCCAAGUGACAGGCACAAAGCAAACACUCUAUCACACCCUAUCUAAAGAGAAUGGUAAACUUAAAAAAAAAAAAAAAAAUCUCCUAACAUGCUCCGUGACCUUGAGCAACAGCUUUCCCCUCCCUGGAGCUCAGUGUUCUACCUUAAAUCCAGAAUAUUGUGCUCUCUCACACCCAGCCCCCAAAUUAUCUGACCAGACACGCCAAACCCCGCCCCAAACUACCUGGUGAUCUUACUACUUCUGAGUCUGACUCCUCCCAGUGACUCCUUCCCUUUCAAUCCUUUGUUAAAUAGCUUCCCCUCUAAUGGCUUUUGCUCUGGAAACAGCACCUCCAAACUGCUGCCCGAGACAGCACUCCCCAGCAUGAGGCCUGCCCUGCUCCUCGUGGCCAGGGCAACAAACCUUUGCCUUAGCUGCUUGCUUCUGCUCUCCGGGGUAGGCCGAGGUGCGGUAGCUAAGGAGCUCAAGUUGGUGAUGUUGGUAUUUAGGCAUGGAGACCGAAGUCCCAUUGAAACCUUUCCUAACGACCCCAUUAAGGAAUCCUCAUGGCCACAAGGAUUUGGCCAGCUCACUCAGCUGGGCAUGGAACAGCAUUAUGAACUUGGACAGUAUAUAAGGAAAAGAUACAGAAAAUUUUUGAAUGAGUCCUACAAACAUGAACAGGUUUAUAUUCAAAGUACGGACGUUGAUAGGACUUUGAUGAGUGCUAUGACAAACCUUGCAGGCCUAUUUCCCCCAGAGGGUAUCAGCGUCUGGAAUCCCAGCCUACCCUGGCAGCCCAUCCCAGUGCACACACUCUCUCUUUCUGAAGAUCGGUUGCUGUACCUGCCUUUCCGGGACUGCCCUCGCUUUAAAGAACUUAAGGAGGAGACUCUCAAAUCGACGGAAUUCCAGGAGAGGUUGCAUCCUUACAAGGAUUUUAUAGAAACUUUGCCAACAUUCACCGGAUACCAAACCCAGGACCUUUUUGGAAUGUGGACUAAAGUCUACGACCCUUUAUUUUGUGAGAGUGUUCACAAUUUCACUUUACCCUCCUGGGCCACAGAGGACACCAUGACUAAGCUGAAAGAAUUAUCAGAGUUGUGCAUCCUGUCCAUCUAUGGAAUUCACAAGCAGAAAGAGAAAUCUAGACUGCAGGGAGGUAUCCUGGUCAGUGAGAUCCUCAAUCACAUGAAGAGUGCAACUCAGCCAUCGAACCACAGAAAACUUGUCAUGUAUUCGGCACAUGACACUACCGUGAGUGGCCUACAGAUGGCACUAGAUGUUUACAACGGAAUCCUUCCUCCCUAUGCUUCCUGCCACAUAAUGGAAUUGUAUCUUGAGAAGGGGGAGUACUUUGUAGAGAUGUACUACCGGAAUGAGACCCAGCAUGAACCAUACCCCCUCACGUUGCCAGGCUGCACUUCCAGCUGUCCUCUGACGGAGUUUGCUGAGCUGGUUGCCCCUGUGAUCCCCCAAGACUGGUCCACGGAGUGUAUGACCACCAGCAAUGACCAAGUUCUAAGGGUCGCCCUUGCCGUUGCCUUUUGCCUGGUGUCUGGUGUCCUAGUGGUGCUGCUGUUUAUCCUCCUCCGCCACGGGCCCUGCUGGCACAGGGACCCCUAUCGGAACAUCUGAAUAGAUGGCUGGCUAAGGGCGGACACACCGGAUCAACCUUCUGGGACACAGCAUCUCUCAGUGAUGCCUCAUUCGAAGGACAGGCUUUCACCGUGUGGACAUCACCCUCCCCACACCCUUCCUUUCGAGCCUGUCUAGAGCAGGGUCUGAGCUCAUAGAGACUCAGGGACUGAAGGAUGAGCCCCAGGUUACCUGGUUAGGUCUCCUGAUGGUUACCCUCUUCAUUGUAGUGCAGGCUUCUCAUUCUCGGCUAGAAGGAGGCUCUUCUGCAAAGGAUAGUUACACUCUCUGGCACGGAUGUCUAGAAAGAAAGAAGAAAUCGAACCCCAGUCAGCCUUUUUCCUGCAAAGAGCAAAAGGUUACAAUGUGUGACAAAGACAUAGAUUAAAGAAAACUGGAAAAUGAGGACAAUUAAACUAGAAGUAGUAUCAUGUAGGAUGCUUCUUAGGAAGUAAGACCCAAUUAGAAGGUAUAAAUAAAUCAUCUCUUUAGCUGUUAAGUAGAUUGAAUACAAACAUGUACACACUCCUGAAAAGAAACUCCUACCCAGUGUUUGGUAGCUAACAGAUUUCUGUAUGUGUAUGUGUGUGUGUUAACACAUAGCUGUAUUGAAACUGCCUUAGAGAGAGGUAUUUCAUGCUCAGAACCUGUAAUAUCAACUCCUGUAAUGGUAGCUCAGGUCAUUUCCCCCACAACUUCUAUAAUGGGAAAUAACUGGAAAUUCCAGGCAGCCACGUUUCUUCUUUUUUACCUCUACCGUCAUCAGACCUAGAUACUUUUAUAGUUCCGAUUUCUUUAUUUUAUCUUAAAAGUAAGAGAUUUACUUUGAUGAGAACUUUUCAUGGCCAUGAUGAAAUAAUAAUGUAUUUAAUCACCACAAAUAGAUCUGAAUUUCUCAAGUGACAAACUAAAAAGAAAAGUGAGCUGAAGGUUGAUGACACCCUGCCUCAGCUCUGCACUGGCUUCAGACCAACAACUUGGAACAAGUUAUUUUAAGUCUUAAACCUUGGUUUCGUAAUCUAAAAAUGAAGAGUCUGGACUAGAUGAGCAUAGGAGUCACAUCUAGUUCUCAUGUUUGGUGAACAACUUUUCAUUUCAUGCUACGGACUGGUCAUUGUCCAAGCAAGCACUUUCAUGAAUGAUACCAUUGCAUUUCGCCUGAAAUGUAUUCUAAACAAUCUUAUCCCACACUGAGCCUUUAACCAUCCAGUUGGUGGGAAAUUCAGUCUCAUUCAUUGGUAGGGUUCUUCACCUUCUCAGGUAUUACUAAAGGUCCCAGAAUGUAAUUGGUGGGAAGAGUUGGAUAAGGGCCCUAGUCUAGGCUGCUGUCCACCCUGGUCUCCAAUAAACACACUGUCCAUUCAUUCCCACAUGGUGUCCUGAAGGUAGGCAGAGGACAUCUGUGCAUGGCUUCCAAGGCCACAAACUGGGAUUUCACCAUCCUGACAUUGUCCCGUCCCCUUCCUGGGGUGAUGCCUAUAAACUAGAAACCCUCCUAGACCCCUGCCCCAUCUCUUAGUCUCAGGAAUCUUCCUCUCCCCUUGGAUUCCACAGCUUUCUCCUGUAAACUUCAAGCAUUUACCUCUAUCACUUUCUACAUAAUUCUCCCUGAGCCAAAGCUAUUGCAAAAAAAAAAAAAAAAAGCCUGAGAAGGAGGAAGUUGUGUUCUCUUGCCUGGCAACUGCUGCUUCCUCCUGCAACACAAAAGGCAUGUAGGCAAAGAAAUGCAAGAUCUGGCUUCAUUCUCAACCUGAGAAGGGGAAAAACAUCUAUAGCAGCGAGAACAAAGGACAAAUUACUCUCUCUGUAAAGUAGCCAGCCAUUUUAGUAACGAGACCAUAACAUCUUAUGCUAAGUCAUGAGAUUUGCAAAUAGAAGUAGAAAAUAGAACCAUAAGUCAUGAAUUUUCUUACUUAACAAACAUUGAUAGAGGACCUAUUUGCUAAUCGCUGAACUAAUUGUCCAUCCCUAAUGCAAUUAUUAAGGUGUUUGACCCCAACAAUAGCCUUAUACAGGGUUGAUAGAAUGUAAAAGUAGAAGCAUUCACAACCUUUCCCUAAUAUCAUCUUUUAAUACUGGCAAUGGCUAAAAGGACUCCUACUUUCUAUUGUUUCUGGAUUUUUUUUAAGAUUUUAUUUAUUUAUUUAUUUGACAGAGAGACACACAGUCAGGGAACACAAGCAGGGGGAGUGGGAGAGGGAGAAGCAGGCUUCCCGCUGAGCAGGGAGCCCCA
Zalophus californianus (California sea lion) is the source of this 4099-nucleotide messenger RNA. RefSeq names its product acid phosphatase 3 (gene ACP3). The transcript is spliced from 11 exons. Lineage: Eukaryota; Metazoa; Chordata; Mammalia; Carnivora; Otariidae. The coding region runs from base 613 to 1866 and encodes 417 amino acids. Gene Ontology annotation, cellular component: lysosome; plasma membrane. Gene Ontology annotation, biological process: lysosome organization; dephosphorylation. Gene Ontology annotation, molecular function: acid phosphatase activity. The record is from RefSeq and is a predicted model, not a curated record.